AAUGGGUGAACUUGAUAACACGACAUGGCAAAUGCUAUCCCAAAAAAAUCACGAAACCAUCACAUCAUCCGAAUUAAAUACCACCCUUAAUACUACACACAUAGUAGGCUACAGAAAGAACGCAAACUUAAUUAACAGAUUAAUGUGCACCUUUAUCCCCACCCAAGAAAACAAAUUCAUGAUCUCCGACAGCAUUGAUAUUUUUAACAGCCGAAUAUGCGAUGACAGAUCAAUAUUACGCGAAUUUAAAAACAAAACCAACCUACCAGAAACAAUUAGAAUUCAACCUGGUGUACGAGUUAUGUUUCUCACCAAUUCACAAUACCAGCACCGAAUAGCAAACGGAGCAAUCAUGAAUGUUUCAUUUUUCAGAUUCACAAGCAACUUCAAUAUAAACGGCAUACCUGCUAGUCGAACCCAAUUCCCGAUACAAAAUGCAUUUGCAUUAACAGUCCACAAAACCCAAGGGCUUACACUUCCCGAUGUAUCACUAAACCUGGACGAUCAAAUAUUCGCACCUGGCCAAGCAUAUGUAGCACUAAGCCGUUGUACCAACUGGGACCAUUUGAAAAUACAAUCACUAAACAACACUGCUUUUAUCACAGACCAAUCCAUGAUCAAAGAAUAUGAACGACUGGAACUUAAAGCCCGUGAACCAUUACCGCCAAAUAGACCAACAUAA
Molecule: messenger RNA, 682 nt
Organism: Racocetra persica
Lineage: Eukaryota; Fungi; Glomeromycota; Glomeromycetes; Diversisporales; Gigasporaceae
Source: the annotation of a GenBank genome assembly